Molecule: messenger RNA, 816 nt
Organism: Morus notabilis
Lineage: Eukaryota; Viridiplantae; Streptophyta; Magnoliopsida; Rosales; Moraceae
Exons: 3
Coding region: 88-630 (180 amino acids)
Source: RefSeq, a predicted model, not a curated record
UCUCUCUCUCUCUCUCUCACAAAAUAUUUCUUUUCCUUCUCUGAAUACAAGAAAAUUUUCCAUUUUGAUCCUGCACUCAAAUUUAUCAUGGCUUUCUCAACUAAAGUACCUGUUGUUCUCUUCCUCUCUUCUCUCUUCAUCCAUGCAGCUCUAGCUGAGAUUGUGUGUGAGGAAUUGCCAUUGGAUGUUUGCGCAUUCGCGAUAGCGUCAUCGGGGAAGAGGUGUUUGUUGGAGACUACGGCGGCGGGGAAAGACGGGAGAGUGGAGCACCAAUGCCGGACGUCGGAGGUGGUGGUGGAGAGGAUGGCUGAGUACAUUGAGACGGAUCGGUGUGUGGAGGCUUGCGGGGUUGACAGGAAAUCUGUUGGCAUUUCAUCUGAUUCCCUUCUUGAGCCUCAGUUUAUGGCCAAGCUUUGCGCUCAGGAAUGUCAUCAAAACUGCCCCAACAUUGUUGACCUUUACUUCAAUUUGGCUGCCGGAGAGGGAGUUUUCUUGCCUGAUCUGUGUGAGAAACAACGCUACAGCCCUCACCGAGUCAUGGUGGAGCUUAUGAGCUCUGGCGCGGCCCCCGGACCUGUGGCCACGGAAGGACAGCUUCACACGGCCGCUCUUGCACCUGCUCCCCUGUAAUUACAUUAUUGUCCUUGUAUCUUUUUCUUUUUUGGGUAAAUUAGGGAAUAAUAAAUAGCAUAUUAUUAUAUAGAGAGAUCGAGAGUGAAAGGAGAUUUGGGGCUGUGAAACAAUAUUCUAUUUGAAGAGUGGCAUUGAAGAUUGUUGGGAUUGGGAUUUUGUUACACAUUCUAUUUGAAGAGCGAA